Molecule: messenger RNA, 1180 nt
Organism: Amyelois transitella
Lineage: Eukaryota; Metazoa; Arthropoda; Insecta; Lepidoptera; Pyralidae
Product: splicing factor YJU2
Exons: 5
Coding region: 145-1095 (316 amino acids)
Biological process (GO): mRNA splicing, via spliceosome
Cellular component (GO): U2-type catalytic step 1 spliceosome
Source: RefSeq, a predicted model, not a curated record
AGACGACCAACUAACAAAGCAAAAUACCUACCCAAAAGAACACAGUUGAAAAAUCGAAUUAACCAGUUAAUAUUACCAGAAAUUAUUGUAUUGUUCUAAUAUUUAUUUGUUAUUAUAAUUAUUUAACUGUUAAUAUAAUCCACAAUGUCGGAGAGAAAAGUGUUAAACAAAUACUAUCCACCGGACUUCGAUCCGUCCAAAAUCCCUCGCAUGAAACUGGCGAAAAAUCGCCAAUAUACAGUACGUCUUAUGGCUCCUUUCAACAUGCGUUGUGCUACUUGUGGCGAAUAUAUAUACAAAGGGAAGAAAUUUAAUGCUAGGAAGGAAGAUGUGGAAAAUGAAGACUAUCUUGGUAUAAGAAUUUAUAGGUUUUAUAUAAAGUGUACAAGAUGUCUGCAGGAGAUAUCAUUUAAGACAGAUCCCAAGAACACAGACUAUGAAAUAGAGGCAGGGGCUACACGAAAUUUUAUGGCACUUAAGUUGGCUGAGGAGCAGGCGAAGCGGGAGGAAGAGGAACAGAAGGAAGAAGAGGCUAACAACCCUAUGAAGUUGUUAGAAUACAGAACAGAGCAGUCACGACAAGAGAUAGAGCUCUUAGAAAGUCUAGAAGAAUUAAAGGAGUUGAACCGUCGCCAACGCGCUGUUGACUACGAGGGAAUGCUUAAACAGUACCAACCUGAGACGGCCGAUGAAAGGAGAGCACGGGAGGAGAAAGAAGAUGAUGAGUUCAUCAAGUCAGUAAAAUUUAACAAACCAUCAACAAACAAAGUGGUUGCUGAAGAAAUAAUAGAAGAAGUUGUUGAUAAAGAUGAGCCACCAGCGAAAUCGUCGAAAAUAGAAGUAGUGCCAAAGAGUAGUGGAAUAAAGAAGGUAGAAGCAUGGAACAAAAGUAUUGGAGUUUUAUCAAAGAAAUCUGCAAUGGCUAAUUUGGUCAGAAGUAAGAAGAAAGAGUCACCACCUGAAAUAGGGAAAAUUGCAGCUACCUCAAAAUCAGAUGCGUCCACAACAGAGAAUGUAAAGCCCAGUAUAGAAAUUCCAAAGCCUUCUGGACUAUCAUUGUUGGCAGACUAUUCUGGAAGUGACAGUGAUUCAUAGUGAGUGGUAUUUAUUUUGUUAAUUAAGUUUAAAAUAAGUAAAAUAAUAAAGUUAGGUAUUUUAUAUUUUUAUUCUAGAAACUUAA